AUGCAUCUAUCAAUUAUUGAUGGUCUUUCAUAUCUGCACAAUUCGGCAAAAAUCCUUCAUGGAAAUCUUACACCUGCAUCGAUUUUUGUCACAACCAGUAGGCUAUGGAAAAUUGGCGGAUUCUCCUUUGCUGUUGCGGCUAAAGAACCUGUAGUUGUUAAGGAUUGUUAUCCAUGUUUUCCAUGGACAAAAAAACUACCUCCGAUUCUGCAACCAGAUCUGGAUUUUCUCGCUCCUGAAUAUUUAGCACCAAAUCAGCAGACGGUCUCAUCUUCUGCUGAUGUUUUUUCGUUAGGAGUGUUGAUUUGCUGGAUCUAUGCUGGUGGAAAACGUUUGAUAGAUGCGAAGAACAACCUAGAAACCCAUGCCAUCAUCUGCGGACAGUUGAAUGAGGCCCUCAAUUGCAUCUCUGAGGAGUUAGGUGCGAAUCUUCGAGAGUCAAUGGGUAAAGUGUUAAGCCUGGAUGUUGAAAUACGGCCUACGGUUCAAUUGCUAGCACUGAUCAAGCAUUUUGAUGAUCCAGCAUUAUCAGCUCUUCGACAACUUGACGACAUUACGCAAGUAUUCGAUCCCUCACAGAAAGCCCAUUUCUUGGGACAAACACUGUUGUCUGCUCUACCGGUGAUACCUGAGAAUCUCUGGUUUUCUCGAGUUCUACCACGCUUCAACGAACAACUGUUUGACUCGCAUGAAUUGUUCUCAGCCCUGGCCAAACCAUUAUUCUUUAUGCUGGAUCAUUGCGAAAGCCAUAACAUUCAUAAGUUGAAGAUAUGGAUGAGAAAGUUGUUGGAUCACACCACGCAGAAAUCGGUGAGUUGA
Messenger RNA from Strongylus vulgaris, 819 nucleotides. NCBI's taxonomy places the organism in Eukaryota, Metazoa, Nematoda, Chromadorea, Rhabditida, Strongylidae. The record is from the annotation of a GenBank genome assembly.